Messenger RNA from Daucus carota subsp. sativus, 1318 nucleotides. RefSeq names its product F-box/kelch-repeat protein At3g23880. NCBI's taxonomy places the organism in Eukaryota, Viridiplantae, Streptophyta, Magnoliopsida, Apiales, Apiaceae. Gene Ontology annotation, molecular function: protein binding. The coding region runs from base 10 to 1200 and encodes 396 amino acids. The record is from RefSeq and is a predicted model, not a curated record. The transcript has a single exon.
GCUUGAACUAUGCAGCAACAGAACAUGUCUGCGAGAUUCAUACCUGAUCAAAUCUUAACAGAAAUUCUCAUAAGACUUCCCGUAGAAUCUCUUUUACGUUUCAGGUGUGUUCGAAAAUCAUGGAACUCUCUCAUCAAAACUCCUUAUUUCAUAAACCUUCACUCAAACUAUAACCACAAUAUUCCUGCAAGUAGUCCUAAAUUUCUCUUGUUCUGCUCGCUUGAUUCAUUAUCAUUAUCUUUACGUUACGAUGUUCGCCAAUGCAAUGAGUUUAAACAAAUUAAAUUUCAUCCUUGCCUGGAUUUUUGCGACUGGUAUGCUAUAUCAUCCGGUCUCAUAUGUUUGUCAGGGUCCCGAACCUCGAAUAUAUAUCUGUGGAAUCCUGUUGUUAAUAGGUACAAAACUCUUCCUGUGCACAACUUACCACCACUUAUUAGCUCGACGGAUGUUAAGUGGGCUAGUUUAUCUUUCGGAUUUGUGCAUUCGAUGAAUGACUAUCGGGUGGUCAGGAUUGUGAAUUAUUAUGCUACAAACAGAACUGAUCGAUCAUUUGUUGUCUGUGUUUAUAGUCUAAACACAAAUUCCUGGAAAACAAAAACUAUUCGAGAUGAUUUUUUAGUUGAGAUUCUUCAACCUCGGUCUAAUACUGUGAAUGGUGUUUCGUUUUGGCUGGUGAAUAAGGAGAAUGUGAAAACACUUCUAUCUUAUGAUACAAAUAAUGAUGUACUGCGAAAUACUGCAUUACCUGAUCAUCAAAUGGGCGCGGUUUUUUCUAUGCAUCAAUAUGGUCAAUCACUUGCUUAUUUUGCUGGAGUUAAUUCAAAUGUUAUUAACAUGUGGAUAUUGAAAGACUCGAAGAAUAAGUACUUUUGGGAGAAGAAAUUCAGUGUUAAUUUAGAUAAAGAUAUUGGUACUGGAGUUCUGGGUAUAAGAAACAAUGGGGAACUGAUAUUGUCAAGACUAACGGAUUUGGUAUCAUAUGAUGCUGAGCAGAAGAAGGUAAAUGAUUUUGUCGAGUCGUGGAAUUGUUGGCCCUGUAAUGCUAAGCAUAUGGUGCUGGCACCUGGCUUCCCGAGUUGCUGGUGCACGAAUGCUGUGAAUAAUGCCGGUUAUCUGGGAACACCGCCUUUUGUUGCAGAGCAGUUCGUGGGUAGUCUGGUAUUGUUGGAUGUGGAAUGGAAAAACUCCAGCAGACUCUGAUCUAAUGUGUUAGUGAUAGUACUUCAGGUUUAGCAAACUUUAGGUAAGCAUAUUCAGUAUAUUAUGUUCUGAAAGCACCACCACUCUGCUGGCUGCUACCUUUGAUGAUUUGAAUUAA